CUUCUUCGCAUUAGCGGUGCUCCGGUCCGGGAGCAACAUGGCGGCGUCCGUGCGGGGCUAGUUUUGGUUAAAGGUAGCGUUUGGUGGUGUUUUAUUUCGGGAUCUCUUCAGACUGGAACUUUCCGCGACCUCCGGUCUUAAGGAAGCGUAAUAGGUGGAUAACUUUAGUGAUCGGCCUUCCGCUCUUAUCUCCAAUUAAGAGCAAAGUCCUGAGCACUGACCAGAAUGAGCAACAUCUAUAUUCAGGAGCCUCCCACGAACGGGAAGGUUUUAUUGAAAACUACAGCUGGAGAUAUCGAUAUAGAGUUGUGGUCAAAAGAAGCUCCUAAAGCUUGCAGAAAUUUCAUUCAGCUUUGUUUGGAAGCAUAUUAUGACAAGACCAUUUUUCAUAGAGUUGUACCUGGUUUUAUAGUCCAAGGGGGAGAUCCUACUGGCACAGGAACUGGUGGAGAGUCUGUCUAUGGAGCCCCGUUCAAGGAUGAAUUCCACUCACGAUUGCGUUUUAAUCGGAGAGGACUGGUUGCCAUGGCAAAUGCUGGUCCUCAUGAUAAUGGCAGCCAGUUUUUCUUUACACUGGGUCGAGCAGAUGAACUUAACAAUAAACACACCAUUUUUGGAAAGAUUACAGGGGAUACAAUAUAUAACAUGCUGCGACUGGCAGAAGUAGACACUGAUGAUGAAGAAAGACCACUUAAUCCACACAGAAUAAAAAGUUGUGAGGUUUUGUUUAAUCCUUUUGAUGACAUCAUUCCAAGAGAAAUAAAAAAGCCAAAAAAAGAGAAACCAGAGGAGAAAGUAAAGACAUUGAAACCCAAAGGCACAAAAAAUUUCAGUUUACUUUCAUUUGGAGAGGAAGCUGAGGAAGAAGAAGAGGAAGUAAAUCGAGUUAGUCAGAGCAUGAAGGGGAAAAGCAAAAGUAGUCAUGACUUGCUUAAGGAUGAUCCACAUCUCAGUUCUGUUCCAGUUGUUGAGAGUGAAAAAGAUGAUGCAGCAGAUUUAGAUGAUGAUGAAGAAUUUGAAAGUGGAGAACAUGAUGAAAAUAUUGAUAGUGAUGAGAAGAAUCUGAUGAGAGAAAGAAUUGCAAAAAAGUUAAAAAAGGACCCAGGUGCAAAUGUUAAAUCAGCGGGUGAGGGUGAAGUGGAGAAGAAACCAGUCAGCCGCAGGUUUAUACUUCAUAGUUCUAGUUAUUGUACACUAUCCACCAGUGAAGAGCUCAGAAAAGAAGCAAGACAAUUAAAGCGGGAACUCUUAGCAGCAAAACAAAAAAAAAUAGAAAAUGCAGCAAAACAAGCAGAAAAAAGAAGUGACGAGGAAGAAGCUGCUCUAGGUGGUGCUGUUGCAGAAUACAGAAGAGAAAAGCAGAAGUACGAAGCUCUGAGGAAGCAGCAGGCAAAGAAGGGAAGUUCUCGGGAAGACCAGACCCUUGCGCUGCUGAACCAGUUUAAAUCUAAACUCUCGCAAGCAAUUGCUGAAACUCCUGAAGAUAACAUUCCUGAAAUGGAAGUAGAAGAUGAUGAAGGAUGGAUGUCACAUGUACUUCAGUUUGAGGAUAAAAGCAGAAAAGUGAAAGAUGCAAGCAUGCAGGACUCAGACACGUUUGAAAUCUAUGAUCCUCGGAAUCCAGUGACUAAACGAAGAAGGGAAGAAAGCAAAAAACUGAUGAGAGAGAAGAAAGAAAGAAGAUAGGAAGGAGAACGUUGACAGCAGAACCAGCUGAAGUGCGCCUGCAAUACAUGGCUCAUUGCUCCCAGCUGCAUCUAAGGGCAUGGAAGGAAGCAUUUUUGAACCUGUUGUCUGGUUGUGAAAACCAGUCAUCUUGUUAUGUAAAUUGUGGACUGACACACACAUAUGCUUUUGGUGACUGGAACACACUUUAAUUUCUUAUGACCUUUUAUAUUGCUAAAUGUGAAAUAAAAUCACUUU
Messenger RNA from Molossus molossus (Pallas's mastiff bat), 1923 nucleotides. RefSeq names its product CWC27 spliceosome associated cyclophilin (gene CWC27). The transcript is spliced from 15 exons. The record is from RefSeq and is a predicted model, not a curated record. Gene Ontology annotation, biological process: protein folding; protein peptidyl-prolyl isomerization. Gene Ontology annotation, cellular component: catalytic step 2 spliceosome. Bases 226 to 1686 code for a protein of 486 amino acids. Lineage: Eukaryota; Metazoa; Chordata; Mammalia; Chiroptera; Molossidae. Gene Ontology annotation, molecular function: peptidyl-prolyl cis-trans isomerase activity.